UACGUUCCGUUCCACAUAACCUCUAUGAAAAUCAAAAAGUUCCACAUAAGCGGUGUCCAACUGACAACACUGCCGAAUACGUGGCCCCGAAGUUGUGUGAUUAGUGAGACUUGUUUAUAUUUUUAAUUGUGUUAAUUCUAUAAAAAUAUCCUCGGAAGCCGAUAAUCGGCUCCCAGUACAAUGAUGAAUCCUCAAUAUCCACCUCCAGGGCAGAACAACAAUGCACCGAACAACCCCAUGUUCCCUCCAACGUCUCAGGAUUACAACGGAGUCCAAAACGCCAACAUCUAUAGCCAGAUGCCACCGAACGGCCCUCAGAUGCAACAGAAACAAUUAGACCCACUGGACAUGUCCCAGAAAAUGCAAAACAUGAACUUAAAUGGACCCCAAGGCUUCCCGUCUAUCCCACCUACCCAACUACCCCCUGGCCAGGCGCCUCCUGGACAGUAUCCCCCAAGUUUUAAUCCUCAAUCAUCCAACUUUGGUCCACCUCAAGGUAUGCCAGGCAGACCUCCAGUAAGUGGAGCUCCGCAAUACCCUCCAAUGGGCCAAAAACCCCAAAUGCCGCCAUCAUCAGCACCAGGACAAGUGCCAACGUCUCUUCCCCCAGGCUAUGGAAUGCCUCCUCCAAGUCAAACCCCAGACCAGAAUAGACAGUUUCAGCAGCCUCCAACUUCAAUGCAGCAAAGACCACCAAGUGCUCAACCUAGUCAACAACCGAUGGGUCAACAGCCUGGACCUCAAGGUCCUGGUCAGAUGCCUCCACAUUCUCAACAAGGUCCCGGGCAAAUGCCACCAAGCUCUCAACCAGGUCUUCCGCCUCAGUCAGGCAUGGGCAGGCCAGGAAUGCCUCCUCCAGGUAGUCAGCCACCAAAACCAGGAAUGCCCCCACAACCCCAAAUGGGUGGUCCACCCUCCAUGCAACCUGGACAGCAAGGAAUGCCUCAGCAGAUGAACAUGGGUCCUCAACCGCAACAGCAACCUGGCAUGCCACCCCAGCAACUACAGCCUGGUCAGAUGCAGAGGCAACCUGGUAUGCCUCAACAACCUGGCAUCAUGUCAGCGCCUCUGCAGCCUGGGCAGCAGCAACAGCAAGGUCAAAUGCCUGGGCAGCAGCAACAACCGGGUCAGAUGCCUGGGCAGCAACAACAGCCCGCCCAGAUGCCUGGACCGGGUAAAAUGCCGGGCCCACCGCAACCUGGAAUCCCACCAAUGCAGCAGGGACCGCCUCAACCAGGGAUGGGACAAGGAAUGCCACCACAGUCUGGUCAUAUGGGCCAACCGGGUAUGCCUCCACAGCCUGGGCAAAUGAAUCAACCUGGAAUGCCCCCACAACCUGGACAACUAAGUCAACCGGGAAUGCCACCACAGCCGGGUCAAUUAAGUCAACCUGGAUUGCCGCCGCAGCCAGGAAUGGGCAUGCCCGGUAUGCCGCCACAGCCUGGCUCGCAACCUGGUUUAGCUCCCCAGUUCCCUCAGCCUGGAAUGCCUCCACAACCGGGUCAAAUGCCACCUCAGCCAGGACAAAUGCCGGGUCAGCCGGGUUUGCCUCCACAGCCUGGUUUCCCUGGUCAGGCACCAACGAUGGGAGGUCUUCCGCACAUGCCGCCCCCGCUGUCGCAGCAGAGACAGUUCCCUGGCCAGCAGCCGCAGCCGGGGUAUGGACAACCUGGACAGCAACCUGGUGCUCCGUAUCCUAACAUGCCACCGCUACCAAACCAGAUGGGUCAGCCCCCCAUGCCGGGGCAACAACAGCGUGGGUACCAGCAGCCCCCUUCCGGGUACCCGCCGCAGUUCACGGGCCAGCAACCUUAUCCGGGACAACAGCCAUACCCGGGUCAACAGUAUCAACAGCAGCCGGAGCAGAAGAGAUUGGAUCCUGAUCAGAUGCCCAGUCCGAUCCAGGUGAUGGCGGAUGACCAGCAGAACCGCGGCGGCAUCUUCGUGACCAACGAGAAGGGGCUCGUGCCACCGCUCGCUACCACCGACUUCAUUGUCGACGACAAGGGGAAUGCCAGUCCUCGCUACAUCCGCAGUUCCAUGUACACAGUACCAGUCACAGCUGAUUUGCUCAAACAGACCUCUAUGCCGUUCUGUCUUGUUCUAUCCCCGAUGGCGGAGCCGGUAGGCACGGAGGCACCGCCCCCGCUGCUGGACUUCGCGGCGCUGACGGGCUCGCCAUCGCUAGGCCCCGUGCGCUGCAGCCGCUGCAAGGCGUAUAUGUGCCCCAAUAUGAAGUUUGUUGAUGCCGGCAGACAUUUCAAGUGUGCCUUCUGUAAGGCUACUACUGAAGUCCCGAUGGAGUACACGCAGUACAUCAACAGCAUGCAGCAGUACGGGCGCGUGCCGGCCGAGAUGGCGCUCGGCGCCUACGAGAUCGUCGCCACCAAGGAGUACUGCAGGAACAACACGCUGCCGAACCCGCCGGCGGUGGUAUUCGUGAUCGACGUGUCGUACAACGCCAUCAAGAACGGCCUCGUGCAGACCGUCUGCGACAAUAUCAUGGAUAUUAUUGACGCCAUGCCACGUGACGAACAAACUGGCAAGAGUUGGACCCGCGUUGGAUUCAUCACAUACAGUUCUACCGUGCACUUCUACAAUAUCAAGGGCAGCCUAGCCCAGCCUCAGAUGCUGUCAGUAGGCGACGUGGGCGACAUGUUCGUGCCUCUGCUGGAAGGCUUCCUCGUCAGGCCGGAGGACAGCGGCGCAGUGCUGACCUCCCUGCUGCAGCAGCUGCCCGUCAUGUUCCGGGAUAACAAGGAGACUGAGACUAUACUGUUGCCGGCUGUGCAGGCUGGUCUAGAAGCAUUAACAGCAGCGGACACAUCAGGGCAGCUGCUGGUGUUCCACACAUCGCUGCCGACGUACAACGCGCCCGGCAAGCUCGCCAACAGGGAGGACAGGAAGCUGCUCGCCACCGACAAGGAGAAGCAGAUACUUGCUCCUCAAACGACAGCAUACAACGAGCUGGGCCAGUCGUGCUGCGCAGCCGGCGUCAGCGUGGAGCUGUUCGUGUGCAACAACGCGUACGUGGACGCCGCCACCAUCGGCCAGCUGCCCCGGCUGACUGGGGGACAGCUGCACAAGUAUACUUACUUUACGGCGGAUCAAGACGGUCCCCGGCUGAUAGGCGACGUGCAGCGCGUGGUAUCCCGUGCCACAGCACACGACGCCGUCAUGCGCGUGCGCACGUCCACGGGCGUCAGGCCGACGGACUUCUACGGACACUUCUUCAUGUCCAACACUACUGAUGUUGAACUCGCUGCUAUCGACGCGGACAAAGCAAUAGGCAUAGAAAUAAAGCACGACGACAAACUGACAGCUGAAGACGGAGUGUACAUCCAAGCUGCUCUCCUCUACACCCACCGGUCAGGACAGAGACGCCUCAGGGUGCUCAACCUGGCGCUGAACGUAGCCCACCAGCUCGCUGACGUGUACCGCAGCAUGGAGCUCGAUACUUGCGUCAACUUCCUCACUAAACAGGCUGUCUGGGCACUUCGUGAACACAGUCCUCGCUCAGUCCGCGAGACGCUGUCCCAGCGCUGCGCCCGCUCCCUGGCAGCAUACCGGCGGCACUGCGCAUCACCGUCGUCGGCCGGCCAGCUCGUGCUGCCCGAGCCCAUGAAGCUGCUGCCGCUGUACACCAACUGUGUGCUGCGCUCUGAUGCUGUGGCAGGAGGUCCAGACAUGACCUGCGACGACCGUUCCUGCGCGAUGUACCGAGCGCUGACAGCGGACGUGGCGACGUCCGUGGUGUACACAUACCCGCGCCUGCUGCCGCUGCACCGCCUGCCCGCCAGCCCGGCCGCGCUGCAGCCGCUCAGGGCCUCGGUGGACAAGAUGAGCGAGCAUGGCGUGUAUUUACUGGAGAACGGCGUCCACAUGUUAAUAUGGGUGGGCUCGCAAGCUGAUCCUGCGUUCAUACGUGACGUGUUCGGUGUAGCGUCGCCUGCGCAGGUUGAUACACAGGUGUGCGAGUUGCCGGAGCUGGACACGGCAGCCAGCCAUGCUGUCCGCGCCGUCAUUGAAGACGCUCGCAUACGCAGGCGCACUAACAUGCGGCUAACAACAAUGCGACAACACGAUAAGCUAGAAACCGUUCUUCGCCACUUCCUCGUCGAAGACCGCGGUGUGGACGGCAGCUCGUCCUACGUGGACUAUCUCUGCCACAUACACAAGGAGAUCAGAGCGCUGCUAUAGCAUUUGUCCGGCUACUACUAAGACUAAACGCCCACGUCACUGUAGGACACGUAAUCGGACCGAUUUUUUGUAGGACGGUCCUACAACGACUUUCUGACCAGGUUUGUAGGACGUGGACGUUCCACUAUUGUUGUCUGUGUCCUACAAAAAAUUGGUCACCGAUUUAUCGGACGUGGGCGGGCGGCCUAAAGCUGUGGUACGCCUCUAAAUGAUACACACUUUUAUCUGUAGUAGGUUUUAUGAAAAUUCGCUUGGUAACACCCUGUGUAGUAGCUAUGAUGGCUAAGUGUUUUCGAAUAAUUUGUGUUUAUUAAUUAUUAAAUGAUUUGUUGAGUUAUUGUAAAACGCUAGCAAAAAGCAAUGUUAUUGUAUAUAAAUUAUGUAGGUGUGUGUAGAGAUAAGUAAAUAACACACAAAGCGAUUUAUAUAAAAUCUGCUACAUAUAAAAGUGUUUCGCAUUCGUAACUUGUAUAGUUGUGAAAUAAAUGAUUUUGUUUUGAACUUGUUAGUAUCAAUGCUAUUUAAAAAAAGUACUAUUUGAGAUUUCUACUAAACUACUAAGCAGGGUUGCCAGUAGUGAAAAUUUAUAAUAUGGUAGUUUUAAGCGUGCGUUUUGGUGAUGGUUCAAAAUGUAUAGCUUCCAAAAUUAACAUACGAUAGAAGGAAUAAGGCUCGAGCUCAUUUGAGAUUUUGUCGUGUAGGGACAUUCUGUAUGAGCCCUUAGUCAAUCGAGGAUAAGGUGUUUUUGUUAUUGUUAACGUCCAAGAUCUAUGCGAAGAUCAGCAUUUAAUAAAAUACUAGUUGUUCACAAUUGUUCCGUUAUAAUACAAAUUACAAUUCAGACUUUAGGGAGGGCAGAAGUAUGCUUACAAUUAGAUAUAACCGCCACUUUCUAGAUAUCUAGAACUACUUAUGAGGUCCUGUUUUUGAAAACUAGGUUCUGAAUUAGUGCUUUUCAGUACCCCCGAGUAUUUAGAAUUGUGCAUACAUGUAUUAUAUGAAUUGGAGUCUCGCAACGUUAGGUAAAUGGGGGGAUAAAGAAUAUAAAUAAAGUCGAUAAAUAUUUAUGAAAUAUAGGAACUUAAUUAGUGUUUGUUAACGAUUUCUACAAAGUUAUUAUUGGAAGGCUGCCACAGCCAGCACCGAGUUAUUUAGACUGAGUUUCGGUCUAGAUAAAAAUCUUCACGAGGCAAAUGACAUGUAUGUUAAAAGUUAAAACUUACGAUGAGUUGCACCAUUUAACUAUAACGAUAACAGAACCAUUGUCAGUUGUCCAAUCGCAGAUUUGACCAAUGGGCGGCAAGUAUAAGGCUGGUUAUGGUUUAGUUAUCGUUAUAGUUAAAUGGUUUAACUCACUCUUAAUAUAGGAAUGUACAGACUUAAGAUGUUAACAGAGCAUUUUAUAUGACUCCUAAAUUAUUAAGAAAUUCGCUUUGAAGAAGUCAAUAUAGAAUUAUGUUUUUCUACUUAAACAUAACAUAUGGGGAGUUAUUGAAAUUACUUUGUUUAAGGCCUAUUCUGAUGAAUAGAAAUAACUUUUCCUUUACAAUAUAGAAGUCUUACUCGAUAGAAAUAAAAAUGAAAACAAGUCAUAAAACUUCCAAUUUGUAGUUUUUGUAUUUGUAUCACACGAAGUAUUACAAUUAUUUUCUCAAAAGGCAAUACAUAGUCAUACAUUCCUUCAUACAUUGAUAAAAAUAGCCCAAAUAACAUACAAAUAGUUACAUGUUUUACUUAAUGCAGGUUGAACUCACUAGAUAUUUGUGUGUGUUAUCAUGAGAAAUUAUUUGCUAUAUCCUAAGGAGGAAAUUAUGACCCUCAAAAGUAUUUACUAAACUGCCAAGUAAUUUAAGUGUUGCCACAAAAAAAAAUAAAGUUUCGAGAAAAAAAAAUAAGUUGUUUGUAAUCGGAGUAGUUUUUGUUUCCUACGAUAUUAAAAUUAGUUAUAUUUUAUGUUUAUUGGAAUGUAUUGUAAAUGUAAAUAAAAUAUGGCAUUAUUUAA
This is a messenger RNA of Helicoverpa armigera (cotton bollworm), 6202 nucleotides long. RefSeq names its product Secretory 24CD (gene Sec24CD). Bases 181 to 4200 code for a protein of 1339 amino acids. Gene Ontology annotation, biological process: intracellular protein transport; endoplasmic reticulum to Golgi vesicle-mediated transport; COPII-coated vesicle cargo loading. Gene Ontology annotation, molecular function: zinc ion binding; SNARE binding. Gene Ontology annotation, cellular component: endoplasmic reticulum exit site; COPII vesicle coat. The transcript is spliced from 19 exons. Lineage: Eukaryota; Metazoa; Arthropoda; Insecta; Lepidoptera; Noctuidae. The record is from RefSeq and is a predicted model, not a curated record.